ACACUCACAUUCGUAGUCGAUAUAUUUCUCGAAAAAUAAACAAUCCCUUGUCCAGUUUGGAGCGGGCUGUUAUGGAGUGUUGUUCGGUAAGUCUGUGAACUUCAGAAAACGUGACUUUGGGUACAUUUACCAGGGAUGUCGUGAAAGUGAACUGCCGGUCCUCCAUCAUCAGUUCGCCAGAGUGAUGAGUGAUUCACCGGAUGUCACAGUGCACAAUGAACACCGAAUGCGGAAGUACUACGUAUCAGCGUGAUAAUCCCCCCACAGACUCUCUCGCUCUCCACCCCGGAACGUUUAUUUAUUGGUGUUGUAUUAUGUGGUCUUCAGAGAGUAGUAAUUGUUUGUUUUAUUUUGUAUGCUUUCAGAAACACGUGGUCGCUCUCUUCAGUUCCCUGGCUGUAGCCUAUAUCUUCAUUCAACCUCCACAGGUAUCUGAUGUGGAAAUGCAAAGACUGCAGCCUGUCAUUUUCAGAACGAUCUGAGCUACUGAAACAUUACCGCAUUGACCAUAGGUUUCACGGUAGGCGCCUUCCUUACCCAUGCAUCCAUGCAAAUUGCCCCUGUUCGUCCAAGACAUGGAAUGGUCUACAAAAACAUAUUACUAGGAAUCAUCCUUCUCAGGAGUCCACACAAAACAUCUCUUCAUUCAAGUGCUACAUUUGUGACAACAAUCAGCUUUCCACGGAGUAUGAUUUUUUUCUUCAUAUCAAUCAACAUUUGAAAAAAAAUGAACAAGUCUCUUGUAUGUUUGAUGGUUGUUCAUACAAAACAAACAUAUACAACAGUUUCCGGACCCAUAAAUGGAGAAAACAUCAGUCAUGCACCGUCAAUGACUUUAAAAGUGGAAUAAUUGUCACAUCAUCACUCAGUUCCAAUCCUUCUGACUCAUUGAACUCUGACCUGAAUGAAGAAGUACAGCUGGAUGAGCCAAUUACUGAAGAGUCUAGAGAUCCAGAAAAGGAAUUUGAACUGAAAUUAGCUUCACUUUUACUUCAAUUGGAACAUACAUACUUAGUCUCCAGUACAGCUGUCAACGAAUUGCUUGAGGAACUACAACAUCUUAUUGGAACUGACUCUGUGCCACUUAGUCUAAAAACAAUUAAUCAGGUUUUGGGAGAUAAUGAUUGUCAUGUGGAAGCAUCUGUUGUUGAAGAGCUAGCAACUGUUCUAUGUUCUUCACAUCCAAUUCAAAAAGCAAUAGUGAAACAAGGCCCAUUGUCUACUUCUUGGAAGCGCAAAUCGUAUUAUAGAAGAGAAUUUGGUGUAGUGUCACCAGUGGAAUAUAUUCUUGACAAAAGGAACAAAAAACCCUUACAGUAUCUAUCCGUGCUGAAAAUAUUGCAACAGAUUCUAAAUUCUAAAUUCUAAAUAUCACCCGAGAGUGAUACAGCAUGUUAACAGUUGUCCCUUUGAUGGUGAAAUUUUCAGAAACAACACAUUUCUGUCUAAAGACUGUGUAAUUUCACUUAACCUUUAUAGUGAUGAUUUCGAAAUAUGUAAUCCCAUUGGGACAUCACGACGAAAGCAUAAAAUCUGUGCCAUCUAUUGGACUUUAGGUAAUCUGUCCCCCGGUUGUCAAUCUUCACUGUCAUCGAUACAGUUGGCUCUUCUAGUCAGAAGUAAUGAUUUGAAGGUGUAUGGCUAUGAAGCAGUACUCGAGCCUCUCAUUUGUGAUUUAAUUUCCUUGGAACAGCAUAGUGUGUUUUUGCCAAAGUUAGGGAAAUCUGUUAAGGGAACAGUGCAGUGUGUUAUAGCCGACAAUCUUGGAGCCCACAGCAUCGCUGGAUUUCUUGAGAGUUUUUCAGGUGGUCAUGUAUGCCGAUUUUGUGCAGCUUCCAAAUCAGAAAUUCAAACUAAGCAAGACAGUGGAGCUUUUAUAUCCAGAACAGAAUCCCUUCACGCAGACAAUCUCAAAACCUUAGAGGAACAAUCUCGGAACAAUUUCUGUGGUGUCAAGAGGAGAUGUGUCCUUUCUGAGAAACUCAGUCAUUUCAAAGUUACUACCGGUUUCCCUCCAGAUCUGGUCCAUGAUUUAUUUGAAGGGAUUGUUCCUGCAGAGAUAGCUUUAUGUCUGUCGAUCUUCACAUCUAAGAAAUACUUUACACUUGCAUAUUUAAACGAGUCUAUACUACAUUUCCCCUUUAAGUGGAUUGACAAAGUUAAUUGUCCCCAUCCAGUGCCAUUGACCUUUGCAUCUCGAAAGACAAUAGGUGGCAAUUCCCACGAGAACUGGUGUUUGUUAAGGUUUUUCCCCUUCCUUGUUGGCCAGAAGGUGCCUGUUGAAGAACCUGCAUGGAAAAUACUGACUGAUCUAAAGGAAAUUGUGGACCUUGUUGUCUCACCUAUUCAUACAGAGGAAUCGAUUGCAUAUUUGAAUUUCAAGAUCUCAGAGCACAGAGUACAACUUCAAGAGGUUUUCCCAGACUACAACCUGCUGCCUAAGCAUCAUUAUUUGGAACACUAUCCUCAACUUAUUUGUAAAUUAGGACCAUUACUCUGUCUUUGGACCUCGAGAUUUGAAGCAAAGCACAGUUUUUUUAAGAGAGUUGUUCGAUAUACAAGAUCUUUCAAGAAUGUGUUGUCUUUGGCAGAGCGACACCAAUUUCGCAUGGCACAGCAGGUAUUAAUGUACUCUCAAAAACGUCUUCUGGAAGUGUCAAAUGUUUCAACUCUUUCUGUUGAUGUGUUGAAAGAGGAGAUCGCACAAGCUAUACGGCUGAAACACCCGACCAUGGACAAUGUGUGUCUGGCAAAGAAUGUCACUUACGAUGGAUUCAACUACAGAACUGGAAUGAUCCUUGCACAUGGAUCUUUGGCAGAGAUCCCUGAAUUCACAGAAAUCAUCCACAUGUUGGUUCUGAAGGACAAUCUUUUUUUCAUUGUUCGGAAGCUGAGUGCGUGGCACUUGGAACACUUCAGGGCCUUUAAACUUGAAGUGAGCUCCACCAAAGACGUAAUACUUGUGGCGCCAGAUGAACUGACUGAUCCAUAUCCGCUGGUGGAUUACACUGUGGGAGGAGCGCGUUUGAUUACCCUGAAGAGAUAUAUUCAAGUUUAAGACAUCCAGGACGUUUUUGACGCCAGCCUGCACUUCAUCGGUUGCCUGGGCAUCACCAUCUACAUUCACCUUCCUUCAACACAUCCAGGUGGUAUUGAAGCAGCUUUCUGGACCCUCACGCCGAGACACACCUUGAUCAGUCAAUAUGGCAAAUCCCAUACGACUCCUCAUCUUGUUGAGUGACGACAGCUCAGAGAGGAUGGAUCUACCACUGGUGCCAGAGAAGGUUGAAGUGCUCGUUGAACAGGUGGUCAAAGAAGCAUGCCAACUUAUUGGAUGCAUCAGGCUGCAAUACAAGGAUGUGGACUUUGGUGGAACAUUUGUUCACUUGAGCACAACCUCCUCGAUCAAGGAUCUUGCCACCAUCAAGGUCAUACCGCUUAUUCCUGAUAGUGAUAUCAUUCUGGAAUUUAUAGACAGUGUCUCAUCUAAUUUGAGUGAGCUAGACUCAAGCUCCUUCUCAGCACACACUGAUUCAGGUGACACAGUCAUACUCAGCAGCAGCCCCUCCGGGAGACUCCGAACAGAGCCCUGGCCAAAGCAGUUCAAUAUCCCGACCUUCUCCUUUGAAACAGAAGGUCAUAUCGAGAAAGGGAAUGCUGAAUACACAAGGAACCAAACUAGACUGACCCCUUCGUCAAAAAUGCUGUCCGACAUACUGGAAAGAUUGGCAGAGAAGAUUUUCUCCUACAAGGCAUACCCCACUGAUGCAGACUUGGGUGAUGUUGCAGUGGCUCUGACAAUUAAGCAUCCCUGCCUGAGGCAAUCCGACUCCUCAAAUGAGAGCUACUGAUGGAAAAUGAGACUCAAGAGCAAGAUGUGCAACUAUCGCACUCAGCUGAAGUCGCAUGGACUUGCAUUUGAGCUCAUGGUGAAUACUCUAAAAUAUAAGUCACGAGAAGAUCUCUAUCCCCUCCCAGCAAAGAACAACAAAAAGGCAAGAAGAGGUGAGGCCAAUUUCUAUCCUCAGACCAGCAUUGCGACUCCAGAAAGCCUGGAGCAAGAGAGAACAUUGCUUCUGACUGAAGUAAAGAAGAGAAACAAUGAGAAAACCAUACGGGAGAAGAUGGCGUGGAACUUCGACUUUAGGAGGCAAGAGGUUGUGGAUCAGAAGCCUUCCAUCGAGAACCUCAUGGAAAGAUGGCCAGCUCUAUUUCAGAUGGAAGAUACUUUCUUAACCUCUUCUAUACUAAUGCCUUAAAGAUCAAUGCCAAGUUUCUGCGGGUUACUGCAGUUCCCUUGCUGACGAGAUGUAUGGCCCAGCUGGACAAGUACUCCACGCAGCUACUGAAGAUCAUCAGAAAGAAAGGAGGAGCAACCAAAGCAAAAACUGCCACGAUCCUGGAGUUUCUUGAUCAGAGGCAGAUGCUGAUGUCAGAAGGGAGUGUGUCCUCAAACCUCAAAACCUGGGAGAAUCUGUUGAGGACCUGAUAAAAGAAUACACGAUGUCCCAGAUAGAUCAAGCCAAGCAAGAGCUAGACAGUACCACCAUGGCGGUCUUCGUCUUCAGAGAGAAUUCAAGCCUUCUAAAACAGCCCAAAGAGAUCGGGAUCAUCAUUGAUGGUGUAGAAGUCCUCACUGAGUUGUCUUCCGUGGCAGCUGGAGUGGUAAUGCUCUUUGGACUCUGUUAUGCUCUUAACAUGGAAUAUCUCAAGGGGUUCAGGUUCACCUUUGAGGCUCUUCAGAAGAUCCUGAUGGAGCUUGGUUCCAACAAGAUGAGCUCCAAGAUUCGCAAACUUAAUGGUGAACUCCACACUACACAGUAGUAUGUGUGCCAUGUGUAGACAUGCUUGUGUGUGUUUGCAGCAUGCACAGUAUAUGCACCUGUGCUUGUGUGUCUGUGUAUUAAGCUGCUGGCCAGCACGUUACGAGGGGGAGAACCUCAGCGACAACCGAUAGUAGUACUAUUAUAGUAUGUUUAUUAAUUAUUAUUAUUAUUGUAGUAUUAGUAUGGUAGUUGCACCUAGCCAUGGGUGCUGUAGCCAUUUAAGAUGUUAUAUUGUUGGGCUUUGAGCUUUAAGUGAAUGUUUUGAAUUUAGUCGUUUGAGGGUCAACACUGCUUCCGGAAAGCAAUAUUUAAUUUAAUUUAAUUGCAGUUCAGAUUUGAUAGAGCCUGUGUAUAGGCCUGCUACCAUGUGUGUGUUUGUUCUGGUUCAUUUGCUUGGUAGGCUUCUAUUUUUUACUUAUUUCUUAAAGAUCAUUGCAGUUUAUAUCCGUGCUGAAAACACAGCAGCAGAUUCAGAAUAUGCAAUCUUGAUAAAGACUGCCUUUUAAGGGUAGUCUUUAUCAAGAUGGCAUCUGGACAGGGAGAUUCCAGUCGCCAGAUGGUGAUAAAGCAGUAUAUACCAGUAUGUUGUUUUUUAGAAAACAUAGCAUCCUGCCCUCAUGGCCCUGUCCUGCUCUCUCUAUCCUCUUCUCUCCCGCCUCUCAUCCUCUCCAUCCUUUCCUCUGUUCCCCUCUCCCCUCUCCACCCUUCUCCUCCCCUCUCCAUCCUUUCUCCUCUUCACCAUCUCCCUCCCUCUCAUCUGCUCCUUUCUCCUCCUUUCCAUUCUCCUCCUCACUUCCUCUCUCCUCCCCUCAUGUUAAAUAUGUUACGGUUCAUAUGUUAAAGUUGAAUAAAUACAUUUAAAGUUA
Gadus morhua (Atlantic cod) is the source of this 5692-nucleotide messenger RNA. Its product is annotated as zinc finger protein 687b-like. The transcript is spliced from 7 exons. Lineage: Eukaryota; Metazoa; Chordata; Actinopteri; Gadiformes; Gadidae. The record is from RefSeq and is a predicted model, not a curated record. Bases 436 to 1368 code for a protein of 310 amino acids.